UAUCUCUCCAGGACAUUACUAUGAGGAAGGCGUUUAGGAGCUCCACCAUCCAGGACCAGCAGCUGUUUUCCCGACAGUCGCUGCCCAUCCCCCUGCAGGAGACGUUUGACCUCUGCGAGCAGCCACCACCCCUCAACAUCCUCACACCCUACAGGUUAGCAUCACAGCAACCUCUCUCCAGAUUGGGUAGUGUUAUUGCAACCUGACACCUUAUUAGUCAGCACCUGAACAGCCCAUAGCCUAUAAACAUACCAUGAUGUCAUUGGUAAGAACCUCUUCAAUAUCACGCCCCAUUGGUUAGAAUCUUAGUCUGUCUGUGUGUCUGUGUGUGAUAACACUACUGAUGCAACCACUGCAUUAUUGAUCACACCAAGCAAAUACUACCAGGCCAAUAGCAGCUUUGACCUGAGAGGGAAAACUCUGCCUGGUGGAUCUUUAUACUGUGUUCAUGCUUGCUUGCUUGGUUCUCCGUUUGUGUGUGUGCGUGUGUGCGUGCACGUGUGUGUGUACACUCCCCUGCAGACGUGUGAAUGUGUGUGUAUCCUUAUCAAUAUUUUUGUGUCUCUUCACACUCUGUCUGUCUUGGCUGUUAGCUCAGGUUGCAGGCGAGAGAGAGAGAGAGAGUCAGCUGGAGAUAAAUAAUCCAUAAUGAAACCCCAGCCAGCAGUCCGGGCCUUUUAUUUUUCUGGGUUCUCAGUUUAAUAGUGUGGGUUUAAUAGCUGUAUGGCUCAGUGUCUGUUUCUUUUCUAGGAUAGAUGUCGGCUGUUGAGCUAGUCUAUACUGAGAAGCAGCUGUAGAUAUCACUAUGGACUGCAUACAGACAGACCCCUUUACCCAGCAUGCUCUCUGACCACUUCUGAAGGACUCCUGGACCACUUUUUGAGUUUCUGUCCUCUCUUUCAUUCCAUGCCCCCCCUUUCUUCUUUUCUUUCUCUCUCGCUCCUGAACUUCUCACCAGGGGGCUGUCUGUCACCUCAGGCUGUUAUUCUUCAGAUCCAGCUGCUGUUGCCCUGUCACACACAUUAAGAGGUGCAUUAUGGGUUAUGUAACCCUGUAAUGGAUUCCCUCGUCACAGGUGGUUUUGAAGUGAUGAUUGCCUCCUUCCAGUUGUAUUAUUCCUGGUCAUGGGUGAAGAUAGGAUGAAAUAAAAAGACAAAUUAAAAGAUAAAAAGAGAGAGGUCAAACUUGACCCUCAUCAGCCUUCUCUGGUUUGCAACGCUCCGAGUAGCAGUCACCCAUAGGCGCAGAUCAGCAAACUGACCUUAAAUCAGUGUCUAGGGGUAACUCUGGUUUCCUACUGCUCCUACAGGGAUGAUGGUAAGGAGGGGCUGAAGUUCUACACCAACCCCUCCUACUUCUUUGACCUGUGGAGAGAGAAGAUGCUGCAAGACACAGAGGACAAGAGGAAAGAGAAGAGGAAACAGAAGGUAAGGAAGGGCUGCCAUUGGCCAGUGGGCCGGGCCAUCACCAGCAUCCUGUCUACUUAUUGGAGGAUUCAGCGUGGUGUUGUUUGGCCAUUGGUACUUAGCUGAGGUGCUGUGUCACCAAGUAGCUUCUGGACCUGAGCUCAAUAUUGGAACUGUUCUUGGGUCAGAAUUGCCUCUAUUAUUAGCAUCUAGAACUACAGACCAUAUAUAGUACCAGUCAAACAAUUGGACACACCUACUCAUUCAAGGGUUUUUCUUUAUUUUUACUAUUUUCUACAUUGUAGAAUAAUAGUGAAGACAUCAAAACUAUGAAAUAACACAUAUGGAAUCAUGUAGUAACCAAAAAAGUGUUAAACAAAUCAGAAUAUAUUUGACAUUUGAGAUUCUUCAAAGUAGCCACCCUUUCCCUCAAUGACAGCUUUGCACACUCUUGGCAUUCUCUCAACCAGCUUCAUGAGGUAGUCACCUGGAAUGCAUUUCAAUUAACAGGUGUGCCUUGUUAAAACUUAAUUUGUGGAAUUUCUUUCCUUCUUAAUGCGUUUGAGCCAAUCAGUUGUGUUGUGACAAGGUAGGGGUGGUAUACAGCAGAUAGCCCUAUUUGGUAAAAGUCCAUAUUAUGGCAAGAACAGCUAAAAUAAGCAAAGAGAAAUGACAGUCCAUCAUUACUUUAAGAAAUGAAGGUCAGGCAAUCCGGAAAAGUUGAAGAACUUUGAACGUUUCUUCAAGUGCAGUCGCAAAAACCAUGAAGCGCUAUGAUGAAACUGGCUCUCAUGAGGACCGCCACAGGAAAGGAAGACCCAGAGUUACCUCUGCUGCAGAGGAUAAGUUCAUUAGAGUUAACUGCACCUCAGAUUGCAGCCCAAAUAAAAUAUUCACGGAGUUCAAGUAACAGACACAUCUCAACAUCAACUGUUCAGAGGAGACUGCGUGAUUCAGGCCUUCAUGGUCGAAUUGCUGCAAAGAAACCACUACUAAAGUACACCAAUAAGAUGAAAAGACUUGCUUGGACCAAGAAACACGAGCAAUGGACAUUAGACUGGUGGAAAUCUGUCCUUUGGUCUGAUGAGUCCAAAUUUGAGAUUUUUGGUUCCAACCGCCGUGUCUUUGUGAGACGCAGAGUAGGCGAACGGAUGAUCUCCAUAUGUGUGGUUCCCACCGUGAAGCAUGGAGGAGGAGGUGUAAUAGUGUCACCAGCAAAGCACCCACACACCGUCUGUGAUUUAUUUAGAAUUCAAGGCACACUUAACCAGCAUGGCUACCACAGCAUUCUGCAGCGAUACACCAUCCCAUCUGGUUUGCGCUUAGUGGGACUAUCAUUUGUUUUUCAACAGGACAAUGACCCAAAACACACCUCCAGGCUGUGUAAGGACUAUUUGACCAAGGAGAGUGAUGGAGUGCUGCAUCAGAUGACCUGGCCUUCACAAUCACCUGACCUCAACCCAAUUGAGAUGGUUUGGGAUGAGUUGGACUGCAGAGUGAAGGAAAAGCAGCCAACAAGUGCUCAGCAUAUGUGGGAACUCCUUCAAGACUUUUGGAAAAGCAUUCCUCAUGAAGCUGGUUGAGAGAAUGCCAAGAGUGUGCAAAGCUGUCAUCAAGGCAAAGGGUGGCUACUUUGAAGAAUAUAAAAAAUAUAUAAUAUAUUUUGAUUUGAUUAACACUUUUUUGGUUACUACAUGAUUCCAUAUGUGUUAUUUCAUAGUUUUGAUGUCUUCACUAUUAUUCUACAAUGUAGAAAAUAGUACAAAUAAAGGAAAAACCCUUGAAUGAGUAGGUGUGUCCAAACUUUUGACUGGUACUGUAUGUGGCGAAGGAGACAGUGAAAUGAAUGAGAACACUGUAGUCUGUGGUCAGCGAUUCAUACAAACACACACACACAAACACAGAAACACACUGGUCAAUAUGGGUCAGUGGGGUGGAGAAAGAUGGGGUGAGCAUAAAUCACUGAGAUACAGAGUGACUUCAGUAUAUCGACCCAAUAGCAUACUCUACACACUCACACACACACACACGGAUCCAUUAACUAUGUAUCUCUGUAAUAGUUGAGCAUUAGGGAGGGAAGGAUACAGAGUGGUUCUCUGUUGUCUAGUUAUUUACUCUAAUUAAUGUUUGGAUCUGCCCUCUCUCUGCCCUCGCACCUCAUGAGGGAGCCUUUGUUUGUCCUUAGAGACACUCAAACUGUACACACACACAUAUGCAUACACCCACAUACCGUACACACAAUUGCUCUCAUGAGGGAGAACACUGUGUAUACUCAGUGAGAUUUACAGACACUCAUAGUGAACACACACACACACACAAUCAUGAGGGAGUGUUUGUGUGUCCUCCGAGAUCUCCUCCUUCCCUCUCCCCCCCCACAGUCCCUAAAUUACAGAGCAGUCAGCUCCUGUGCAGAUGGAGGGGUCUCCCGCGGCUAGCCACAGGGGCUCCCUACGAUGCUACUCAGCACCAGCUUGUCUCUCCACGCUUGAUAGGUGGGCUAUAGCCCUCUCUUCACCAUAACCAUCCAAUCAGAGCCCAACGUGGUUAGAUUUUCGAGCACAACCAACCAAUGAGGAGGGAGCUUCCAGAGGGAACCCUGCUAGAGAGGUUUGGGGAUAUAAAAAUUGAGGUUUGGGUUUUUGUGGUGGUGAUGAAUGGUUCAGUCACAAGACACAGUCAGGGAACAGGGGACAGUAACAGUCACACCACAGUGUGUUUAGAGAAGGACUGGGAAUACAGAAAUUGUAUACAGAAAUAUUUCACAGAACAAUAUAUAGCUAGAUACAGUAUUUAAUAGGACUUAUUUGGUGUAGACAGAGUAUUGAGUUGGGAUGGUGGGGAGUUGAGGCCAGAUCCCAGUCUCAUAAAAGACCUAACUCAGUGGGGUUAUGAAGCCCUAUUAAUUUCCCCUGCACCGCAAUACACUGGCAGCCAUUAUAGUACAGAGUGCAGACCACGUACAAAGAGCGAGGAUGGCAGCCCACUGAGCCCAGGGAGGGAGGAUUACUGGACUUUACACACAGUUCUGGUUUGGGUUCAGACACAUCAUGAGAUACAGCCAUUCAACUACAGGAUAGUGAGUUAAGAAGAGAGAGAGAGAGAGAGAGCCUUGCUAUUGAGAAAGGCCACCGUAGGCAGACCUGGCUCUCAAGAGAAGACAGGCUAUGUGCACACUGCCCACAAAAUGAGGUGGAAACUGAGCUGCACUUCCUAACCUCCUGCCAAAUGUAUGACCAUAUUAGAGACACAUAUUUCCCUCAGAUUACAGCGAUCCACAAAGAAUUAGAAAACAAACCCAAUUUUGAUAAACUCCCUUAUCUACUGGGUGAAAAACCACAGUGUGCCAUCACAGCUGCAAGAUUUGUGACCUGUUGCCACAAGAAAAGGGCAACCAGUGAAGAACAAACACCAUUGUAAAUACAACCCAUAUUUAUGUUGAUUUAUUUUCCCAUUUGUACUUUAACUAUUUGCACAUUGUUACAACACAGUAUAUAUACAUAAUAUGACAUUUGAAAUGUCUUUAUUCUUUUGAAACUUCUGAGUGUAAUGUUUACUGUUAAUAUUUAUUGUUUAUUUCACUUUUGUUUACUAUCUACUUCACUUGCUUUGGCAAUGUUAACACACGUUUCCCAUGCCAAUAAAGCCCUUAAAUUGAAAUUGAAUUGAAUUGAGAGAGAGAGAGAGAGAGAGAGAGAGAGAGAGAGAGAGAGAGAGAGGAGAGAGAGAGAGAGGACUCAAUACUCAAUACUUUGUAGGGACACCUUUUGCAGCAAUUACAGCUGCAAGUCUCUUGGGGUAUGUCUCUAUAAGCUUGUUACAUCUAGCCACUGGGAUUUUUGCCCAUUCUUCAAGGCAAAACUGCUCCAGCUCCUUCAAGUUGGAUGGGUUCCGCUGGUGUACAGCAAUCUUUAAGUCAUACCAGAGAUUCUCAAUUGGAUUGAGGUCUGGCCUUUAACUAGGCAAUUCCAAUACAUUUAAAUGUUUCCCCUUAAACCACUCGAGUGUUGCUUUAGCAGUAUCCUUAGGGUCAUUGUCCUGCUGGAAGGUGAACCUCCGUCCCAGUCUCAAAUCUCUGGAAGACUGAAACAGGUUUCCCUCAAGAAUUUCCCUGUAUUUAGCGCCAUCCAUCAUUCCUUCAAUUCUGACCAGUUUUCCAGUCCCUGCCGAUGAAAAACAUCGGAUGGUGUUCUCGGGGUGAUGAGAGGUGUUGGGUUUGCGCCAGACAUAGUGUUUUCCUUGAUGGCCAAAAAGCUCAAUUUUAGUCUCAUCUGACCAGAGUACCUUCUUCCAUAUGUUUGGGGAGUCUUCCACAUGCCUUUUGGCGAACACCAAACGUGUUUGCUUAUUUUUUUCUUGAAGCAAUGGCUUUUUUCUGGCCACUCUUCCGUAAAGCCCCACUCUGUGGAGUGUACGGCUUAAAGUGGUCCUAUGGACAGAUACUCCAAUCUCCGCUGUGGAGCUUUGCAGCUCCUUCAGGGUUAUCUUUGGUCUCUUUGUUGCCUCUCUGAUUAAUGCCCUCCUUGCCUGGUCUGUGAGUUUUGGUGGGCGGCCCUCUCUUGGCAGGUUUGUUGUGGUGCCAUAUUCUUAGCAUUUUUUAAUAAUGGAUUUAAUGGUGCUCCGUGGGAUGUUCAAAGUUUCAGAUUUUUUUUUUAUAACCCAACCCUGAUCUGUACUUCUCCACAACUUUGUCCCUGACCUGUUUGGAGAGCUCCUUGGUCUUCAUGGUGCCGCUUGCUUGUUGGUGCCCCUUACUUAGUGGUGUUGCGGACUCUGGGGCCUUUCAGAACAGGUGUAUAUAUACUGAGAUCAUGUGACAGAUCAUGUGACACUUAGAUUGCACACAGGUGGACUUUAUUUAACUAAUUAUGUGACUUCUGAAGGUAAUUGGUUGCACCAGAUCUUAUUUACGGGCUUCAUAGCAAAGGGGGUGAAUACAUAUGCACGCACCACUUUUCUGUUAUUUAUAUUUUAGAAUUCUUUGAAAUAAGUAAUUUUUUUCAUUUAACUUCACCAAUUUGGACUAUUUUGUGUAUGUUCAUUACAUGAAAUCCAAAUAAAAAUCCAUUUCAAUUACAGGUUGUAAUGCAACAAAAUAGGAAAAACUCCAAGGGGGAUGAAUACUUUUGCAAGGCACUGUAGAUAGAUAGAUAGAUAGAUAGAUAGAUAGAUAGAUAGAUAGAUAGAUAGAUAGAUAGAUAGAUAGAUAGAUAGAUAGAUAGAUAGAUAGAUAGAUAGAUAGAUAGAUAGAUAGAUAGAUAGAUAGAUAGAUAGAUAGAUAGAUAGAUAGAUAGAUAGAUAGAUAGAUAGAUAGAUAGAUAGAUAGAUAGAUAGAUAGAUAGAUAGAUAGAUAGAUAGAUAGAUAGAUAGAUAGAUAGAUAGAUAUCUAAGGGUGUCGUCAGGUUGAGUGUGUGUCCAUGACUCAUUAUAAGACUUACACUCGCUUGUUGAGCUCAUUGAAUAAUGCAGCUACAUCAGCUUAAUAUGCCUCUCAAGUAGAGGUGUGUGUGAUAGAGAUAGUGUACAAGCAUCUCUAGAACAUCUUUGAGGAUAUCAGGGAACUUUUUUCCAUUACUGCCCUCAAACACAGUGUUACCGGUCAGGUUCCCCACCCCAUGCUCCAACCCCCCUACCCCUCAUUGGGGUUGCCAUAGCAACCCUACAUUGUAUUGCCGUGCUGAGCUGGCCAGAGACUGAAAGCAGAUGCAGUAAGAUGGAGAGACAGACACACUGUCAAUAAGCAGCGAUGGCCACAGCUAAUGCACACAUCACUGCGUGUUACACUGUCUGGCAAACACAUACAGAUAGGCUACAUGGGGAUGUAAUCUUGGACAAGGGGCUACGCUAUAGCUAUGUGUGUUGUUUCUGGAGCUACUAGGGCACAGGACAGUUAUAUUUGACAUAGGGAAGUAUAUGUACCUGCUGUAUAUAUUCUUAUGAAGGAUUACUGCCCCUUUCUAAUACAUCUAGACACCUGAAACCUCUCAUGCCUUAGCUAGUAUCCCUCUCUUCCCUACCUCCCACUCUUCCCUACCUCCCUCUCUCUUUCCCUUCGUCCUCUCCUCUGUCUCUGUUGUCUCUGACUCUGUGCAGAUGGAAUUGCCUUUUCAUGUGUGGCCGGCAGGCCUUAUCAGAGUCCCCUCUGAACCCCCUCCCCUCCUCGCCCCCCCAGAGGUAAGACUGCCCCGCCCCUCACCCCUCAGACCCCGUCCUGGGACCCUCAGGUUAGCCUGCUGCCCCUCUAUCUACCCCUCUCCUUUUGCCUUUGCCGUUCCUCACGGCAGUACAUUAGAUCCCCACUAAUUCUGCUUCAAACCCCUGCUACUUACCAGGAAACCCUUGCUAAUUACCUCCCUAACUACGAGGUGCACCUGAGAUGAUCACUGGCUGGCCGCUAGUUGGAUUCUGCUUAUAUCACAGGGAUUGUAACCUUUUGGGUUAACCUGCCGCCCUCGUCCCUCACCUGCACCCGGGACCACUGUGUGGUGCCCACUAACACAGACCCCUCCCUCCACUCUUUGGGUUUCUUUGGGUUUCCACUAACUGCCAGGAUGGUUGUGAUCUGAUGUCAGAGCUUGGUCUUAAUCACAUAUUUCUCACUGUACUUCACUACCUGUACUUUACAAGUAGGUAUUUUCUACAAUGUACUUAGUAUACAGUCUCCAUGCUAAUGACCUAAUGAUGAUUAGGUAACUGUACCAGGCUGUAAAGGGGACCAUAGCUCCCCUCCUUCCCACGCCCAGGCUGGGUUAGGACCUCCACAGGGGAGUAGAGAGACCGCUGGGGGUGGCAUUAUGCUAAGCCUGUCACAUUACACACACACACUCACACACACUGUAUAUACACACACACACACUCCUGUGCCACUGCCACAUUCAGAUGAAGGAGGACUGCAUGAGUUAGUCAUACAGGGCCCUGACAUCAGCCACAUUUAUAACAUCAGCAUAAUGGCCUCUGAUUAAUCGUGGCUAAUCAAUGUGCAUUACUUUUAGGAUUCAUUAUGUUUCCUUCUCUCUGCUGUGUGACUACUGACUACCCUGGGCACCACAGGGACAGGGUGGGGGCGGGGUCAACUACAAUUAGCCAAACACAACGAGGCUGACACCGGCCCAAUACAUGUCUCGUCAAAUCACAACCCGACGUUGUGUCACACGCCCACCUGAUUGUCUGUCACACAAAUGAGCAUGUGUCACAGAAACAAACUACACUGAACAAAAAUAUGAACGCAACAUGUAUAUUUUGUGCUCAAAUUUGUUUCCAUCCCUGUUAGUGAGCAUUUCUCAUUUGCCAAGAUAAUCCAUCCACCUGACAGGUGUGGCAUAACAAGAAGCUGAUUAAACAACAUGAUCAUUACACUGGGGGAAAUUGUGUUGGGGACAAUAAAAUACCACUUUAAAUGUGCAGUUUUGUCACACAACACAUUGCCACAGAUGUCUCAAGUUUUUAGGGAGUGUGCAAUUGGCAUGCUGACUGCAGGAAUGUCCACCAGAGCUGUUGCCAGAGAAUUUAAUGUUCAUUUCUCUACCAUAAGCUGCCUCCAACGUCGUUUGAGAGAAUUUGACAGUAUGUCCAACUGGCCUCAUAACCGCAGACCACGUGAAACCACGCCAGCCCAGGACAUUCACAUCCGGCUUCUUCACCUGCGGGGUCGUCUGAGGGGGGGUGCUGAGGAAUAUUUUUGUCUGUAAUAAAGUCAUUUUGUGGGGAAAAAAUAUAUUCUGAUUGGCAGGGCCUGGCUGCCAAGUGGGUGGGCCUAUGCCCUCCAAGGCCCACCCAUGGCUGCACAUUUAUAUUUUUGUUCAGUAUGACGACACAACAUGAGUUCUCUGCAUGAGUUAGAUUAGAGUUACACUGUACUUACUAACAGGAAUGUUGAUUGAUCAACAAUCGAUCAAGCAAUUUUUUGUGCGUGCGUGUGUUAUUAAUUCUACAGUACAUACAGUGCAUUGGGAAAGUGUUCAGACCCCUUGACUUUUUCCACAUUUUGUUACUUUACAGCCUUAUUCUAAAAUGGAUUAAAUUGUUUUUUCCCCUCAUCAAUAUACACACAAAAUACCCCAUAAUGACAAAGCAAAAACAGGUUUUUAGAAAUUUGUGCAAAUCUAUUAAAAAUACAAAACUGAAAUAUCAAAUUUACAUACAUAAGUGUUCAGAGCCUUUACUCAGUACUUUGUUGAAACACCUUUGGCAGCGAUUACAGCCUCGAGUCGUCUUGGGUAUGAUGCUACAAGCUUGGCACACCUAUAUUUGGGGAGUUUCUCCCAUUCUUCUCUGCAGAUCCUCUCAAGCUCUGUCAGGUUGGAUGGGGAUCGUCACUGCACAGCUAUUUUCAAGUCUCUUCAGAGAUGUUCGAUCGCCGGCUAAACCCGGACGAUGCUGGGCCAAUUGUGCGCCGCCCUAUAGGACCUCAUGGCUUGGUUUUUGCUCUGUCAUGCACUGUCAACUGUGGGACCUUAUAUAGACAGGUGUGUGCAUUUCCAAAUCAUGUCCAAUCAAUUGAAUUGACCACAAAUGGACUCCAAUCAAGUUGUAGAAACAUCUCAAGGAUGAUCAAUGGAAACAGGAUGCACCUGAGCUCAAUAUCGAGUCUCAUAGCAAAGGGUCUGAAAACGUAUGUAAAUAAGGUAUUUCUGUUUUGUUUUUUUAUGUGCAAACAUUUCUAAAAACCUGUCUUUGCUUUGUCAUUAUGGGGUAUUGUGUAUAGAUUGAUGAGGAAAACAAUUGAUUUAAUCAAUUUUAGAAUAAGACUAAUGUAACAAAAUGUGGAAAAAGUAAAGGGGUCUGAAUACUUUCCGAAUGCACUGUAUGGUCACAUACAGUCCAGUCCAGCGAUGUGACCUCCACCUGCUAUGUCUCACAACUCCAGAUAUUUUACUGCAUAUUCAUCUAAACCAUUGUCUCACAACAACUAUUUGUUAUAUCUUAGUGCAUCAUAAGUGUCUCAUUAUGCUUGUGUGUAGGAUGUUUAAGCAAGGUGUUACAUUAAGAUUAUAAAAACAAUAACAUGUGCCUAAUUAGCAUAAUGAUUUGAGGCAGAUGCUUUGUUUAACUAAAGUGUUUGGCCACAUUGUUGAGAUUUCUGCUGGAUAGCAACAGAGUAGAAACACCAACUGUCUUUGUGUAGGAUGUUGUUGGUGGUAAGCUAGCCAGGUGUUUCUAUGAAGGAUGACUCCCUCUUGUUAUUUUGCUGCCUUGUGCUUCCUUCCUUCCAUGGCGCUAACCAUGUUGUGCUAAUGCUAAACAACUUUGUCAUGUGUUUGUUGUGUCAGGCUGCACUGUGUUGUGCAUGGGGUGCUUGCUUUGUGCUUUUUGUGUGUUCAAAUAGGCUAUUUUCUUUUAUGUUGAAUUCUUGUUUUGUACUGUCUCUUCAUUAUCUUUGUAUGGCUGAACAGCUCUGUUAUCUUUGAGUUUGUUUGGCGCUGCGUGUGUGUGUAUGCGCUCCAGUCCACUCUGUCAUUUGGUUUGUAAGUGGUGAAUGUCAAAUUGUAUGUUUUGCGCUCUAUCGCUGUGUCUGACUGCGCUGCCAUGGAGUCCAGCUGUGUCAUGUCAUUUUGUGUUUAACAGAGUUUUGCUUCCUCAUCUGUUUCAAUGCUCUGCUGCUGCUGUCCUAUUUUUGCUACGCUCAGCAGCCAGUGGUGUUGCGUUCUAUUGCGCUGUGUGGUGUUAAUUUGUGCGCCCCUGGUGCUUCUCUUGUCAUUUUGUUCUUGUAGUUGCAGGACCCCCGCAUGUAUGAUCAGGUCUAUAGGUACUUAGACCUCCCUGGGCAGGUAUGUGAUCUCAUUACAAACCGUGUGUCUUCCAGUAUCAGUGUGUGACGUGUUGGCAGCUCUUAGUCCCUAGAACAACAUUUAGACAUGCUAUAAUGCAUUAUAAAGACCUAACAUCACUUUCUCAGUGCUGUAGAUAUGGGAACUAGGGAAUCUGUAGUGUGUUUGGGCAAAAAUGCAUAAAUUACUAAAGUACAGUAACAUUUAAUUGACUAUUAUUUGGAUCUUAUCUUUUUUAAACUUUGGUGUAAAAUACACACAAUGUUUUGUGUGGUACUGUACAUGUAAGAAGCCCUGUAAUGUAAAUGUCAGCAUUGUCUUGUUCUACCCAGUCAGUCAGUCCUUUCUCACCUACUCUAAGUUCUGCCUUCAACUUCUUCUGUCUUGUGUGCCACCUUCUGUGUGUCCUGUUUAUAUACACUGCAUUCGGAAAGUAUUCAGACCCCUUUACUUUUACAGCAUUACGUUACAGCAUUAUUCUAAAAUGGAUUUAAUAGUUUUUUCCCCUCAUCAAUCUACACACAAACCCCAUAAUGACAAAGAAAAACAGGUUUUUAGACAUUUUGGGGGGGGGGAAACGGAAGAAAAAAAAAUCUGACCCUUUACUCAGUACUUUGUUGAAGCACCUUUGGCCACAGAGUUCUAUCUUGGUUUCAUCAGACAAGAGCAUCUUGUUUCUCAUGGGGGCUGUCAUGUGCCUUUUACUGAGGAGUGACUUCUGUCUGGCCACUGUACCAUAAAGGCCUGAUUGGUGGAGUGAUGCAGAUAUGGUUGCUUUGUCAUUAUGGGGUAUUGUGUGUAGAUUUCUUUGUCCAUUUAAUCAAUUUUAGAAUAAGGCUGUAACGUAACAAAAUAUGCAAAAAGGGAAGUGGUCUGAAUACUUUCCGAAUGCACUGUAUGUGUAGACUGAGCAUCCUAUUCCUAUGUGAGUAGAAUGAGCAUCCUACUCUGUUUCUAUGUAAAUAUACCAUAUUGCUUAGUCUCCAAUGAAAAUGAGAGGAGUCGCUAUGACAACAGCAGCUGUGCAAACCCAAGAGCGGAAAUUAUAUUUGCUUAUGAGGCUUUACUGGAGUGUGUGUGUGUAUGUGUGCUUGCCGCCUGGAUGAUGGAUCUUUAGUUUUUAGUUAUUGGCACAGAAAUGUAUGCAUCUCUCCCUCACUCUCUCUAUUCAAACCUCUCUCUCCCUCUCUCUCUCUCUCUAUUCAAUCCUCUCUCUCUCUCUCUCUCUCUCUCUCUCUCCCUCAAUCUCUCUAUUCAAUCUCUUUUCUCUCUUUUCUCUCUCUCUCUCUCUCUCUCUCUCUCUCUCUCUCUCUCUCUCUCUCUCUCUCUCUCUCUCUCUCUCUCUCUCUCUCUCUCUCUCGCUCUCUCUCUCUCUUUCUCUCUAAAUGUAAAAUAAACAGAUAGUUAUUCCCCCUACUUGUGAUCAAAGCAGACAUGACUGGUUAAAUGAGGUGUAUAGGAAACUUCAAUGAAGUUCUGUGUUUCUGUCUAAUAGUUCUGUGCAGAUUAAAACUCUAGUUUAUCCCUCUCUUGCCUCUGUCCUCUCUUCCCUCUCUAUCUUCCUCCCUCCCUCCCUCCCUCCCUCCUCCUCCAGGUAAGGGGAAAUGACCGUACUCUGGAGACUGAGAAGGUACCGCGGGCGCCUCACGACCGGAAGAAGGAGUGGCAGAAACUGGCACUCGGGGCAGAGCUAGCUGAGGACGACUCUGAGGAAGCCUUAAAAGAAAGAGAGGCUAACGGCUCCGCCACCUACCACGACAGGUCUGGGUGAGUGUGUGUGUGCGCAUCCUUGUAUCUCUGUAUAUGGAGCACUGUGGAACGCUAUUAAACCCCAACGCUACUCUAUAUGGAGCAUUUGUGACCCCCUCUCUCUCUCUCAGAGCUCCAAUGUACUUGGAAGGGAUGGACGGGCCGUUCUCCCUAGCAGCGUUGCCCUACAGUCAAAUGAACAAGCUGCUGAACCGUCCUGGGGACAGAAUGUACACGCGACCCCACGACCCCCCACCACUGCCCCCCAUGCACACUCUGGGAGACAUCAAACCCCCCUCCAUGAUCAGGUGGGUAACACACACAGAGGCAGAGACACACAUACCCACACACACGCACACAAAGGCACUCACACCCACACAACGGAGAACGCAUUACCACAUGGGAGUGUCUCCCCACCACCUCUUUGGCUCUCUGGCUUUGUGACUCUGAGGACGCUUUUCACUCCAAGUGCAUACAAAUCUCAUUUUUUUGUUUUCAGUUCUUUUCUCUACUCUGUUGCUCUGUUUUCUAGCCAAUUGUGUUAACUCUAAUGAUGGGAUGCGAGCGGCUGAAGGUGUGUUUCCAUCCCCAGACUUUUGUGCUCCGUUGGAGCGUGGGCAGAAGAAAAGAGGGAAGGAUGAACAGAUGGAUGGGUGGGCUGGGAGGGGAGGGGGGAUAGUGGAUCGAAGUUGAGGACAGAGGGAGCUGUGGAGGGGAUCGAUAAGGUGCUGAGGCUAGCGAGGGCCGAGGCAGACGUUUUCCCUGUAGAGCAAACACAGCCCUUACUGUUCCAAUCUCUGGAGCGAUCAGAGAAGAGGGGAUAAGGAAACUGGAGCAGAGGAGAAAUGUGCCAUUGAUUCUCACUGUUGCUGUUUCUAUCCAGUUUCUCUCUCUUUUGCUCUCUCUCCUCUCUCCCCCAUCUCUCCUUUUGCUCUUUCCUCCCCAUCUCUCAUUUUGUUCUCUCUCCGGAUUAUUGUUGUGUUUCUAUCUUUCUUUUGCCUUUUCUCUAGUUCUGUAUAGACCAUGCAUGUCAGACUAAUUUAUCUAGAUAGGUUUGAUGCAUGCAGUGUUUGGAUGACUAGACAUCAGUUAUGUAAUGCUUAGCAUGACAAGUAAGUGUUAGUCAGGGACAGGAAGAGAUUGGGAGAAAUGGGGAGAGAGAGAGAACAUGUCAGGAGAAAUUACCUCAAAGAGCUUGAGAGAGAGAGAGAGAACCUGCAGUACACUCACCCUUUGUGUUGACCUUUGUUGUCAGCCCAGCCAUAUAGACUCUAGAGCAGUGUUUCCCAACCCUGGUCCUCGAGUACCCCCAACAGUACACAUUUUUAUUGAAUCCCUGGACAAGCACAUCUGAUUCAACUUGUCAACUAAUCAUCAAGUCCUUAAUUAGUUAAUUGAGGUGUGUUUAUCAAGGGCUACAACGAACUGUGUACUGUUGGGGGUACUCGAGGACCAGGGUUGUGAAACACGGCUCUAGAUGGCGUCGGACAUAACACAGUACAGCUAAUUAGCUUGUUGCACUCUGAGUGUACAACAAGAGUUUAAAGCUAGAUGUCUUUCUCCUUCUUGCUUCACUCUCCAACUCCCUGUUAUCUCCGCUAGAUUUCCUUCCAUUUCUUGCUCUCUCUUGCCCCCCCCCGAUUAUAAGUUAGCUUCCGAUUAACAGUAUCUCUUUAUCUUUGUUUCUCUCUCUCUUUCCGUCUCUCUCGCUCUCUCCUCAGCUCCAGUUCAGGUUUUUCAGACAGCAGACCCCAGUCUCCAGCACAGAUGCACGGCUUCAACUCUAACACCCCUCCCCCUCCGCCUCCCCCCUUGCCCCCACCACCUCCCCCUUUGCCUUCCAUGUCCGGGUCUGGCCCACGGGGCACCCCUCCUCCCCCUAUCCCUCCUCUACCAGUCCAGCAGCAGCCCCCGGCCAUCCCCCCUCCCCCCACCCCCCUCCAGAUCGCCCCUGGCGUCCUACACCCUGCCCCUCCCCCCGUGGCCCCUCCCCUCCACCUCUCCUCCCCGGCCCGCCUCCAACAGGUCCUGGAUAAGGGCCCGCGCCCUGGCCAAUCAGAUGGCACAGUGCUGCCCCCUCCCCCUCCUCCUCCUCUGCCUCUCCCAGGAGCACGGAGCUCCUCCCCCUGCCCGCCGGGCCCGCCCCCCGUGCCUUCGUUCCUGUCAGGUGCCGUGGGGUCCCCAGCCUCUCACUCCAGCGGGAAGAAACAUUCUGCCAGCCUGCCACCCAUCAGCGACGCACGCAGCGUCUUAUUGGAGGCCAUCCGGAAAGGUGGGUGGGGCCUCAGUGUAUAAGCCAGUAGAUCUGGGUAUUGUGGUAAUAUGGUAGCAUCCGAAGCUCAAUGUGUGUGGUCAUUGGACAGUUUUAUAACAGAAGAAAGCUGUUCCACUCUGUCUUAUAGGUUGCCGUAAUCAAAAGUAGUGUUCCUUUUAAAGGUAACUAGCUAGCCGUUUGUCUUGUCCUUGAUGUUGAGGACAGAGAAAGAGAGUUGGACUUAUGUGACCUCUCCCUCUCUGCCUCCCUCCCCCCAGGUAUCCAGCUCAGGAAGGUGGAGGAACAGAGGGAGCAGGAGGCGGCCAAACACGAACGUGUGGGGAACGACGUGGCCACCAUCCUGUCCCGACGCAUCGCCGUCGAGUACUCCGACUCGGAGGACGAGUCCGAGUUCGACGAGGGAGACUGGAUGGAG
Coregonus sp. 'balchen' is the source of this 15609-nucleotide messenger RNA. NCBI's taxonomy places the organism in Eukaryota, Metazoa, Chordata, Actinopteri, Salmoniformes, Salmonidae. The record is from the annotation of a GenBank genome assembly.